AUGUAACAUCAAUAGCAAACUACAUUUUUAAGCAAAGAAAAUCAAAUAAAAAAUGAGCCUAAUUUUCAAAGGCAAUAAAGUCCUAUCAAAUCAAAUAUACAAAGCAAAGAAAACGAUGAAAAUAGUUCUAAACCUUUUAUUGUUACUGGCUAAAAAAAAUUAAAUUAAUCUUAAAUAUAAUGUCUUACUAAUUUAAACCCGAUAGAAGUUUUUCCAUCAGAAAUUCAUUUCAAAAAUAUAUAAAUCAACUAAACAUAUGAAGUAAUUUUAAAGGUAAGAAAUCUAACAAAAAAAGUUAGAAGAAUUCGCGUAUUUUAACCUACAACACCGUAUUUUAAAGCUGAUUACGAUCUUUAAGGCCCUCUUACAGCUGGAUUAGCAAUUAAAAUAACUAUUACUUUUGAAACUACUCCUCCAGGCAAUUAUAUAGACACCUUAAAAAUAGUAAGUGAAGAGGGUUUUUGUAAAGAAAUUCCUUUGUAUGCAAAUAUGCCUUAAGCAUAAUUAAUUUUUGAACCAUUUAUAAAUUUAGGUUUUGUAAAAGUACAAGAAAAAAAAAAAGAUAAAAUAUACUUCAAAAAUGAAGGAAGUAUAGCUGCUAAAGUAGAAUUAAAAUCAUCGGAUCCUUAAGAUUUACAAAUCGAAGUAAAUUAAUUUAUGGUAUAACCAAACUAAGAAUACGCUGCAGGAAUUUCUUUUGAUAGUCCUGAUGCAGGCCUUUUUAAAGGAUUCAUAAGUGUAAAAACAGACGCAUAAUGCCUACAAAAAUAAGUAGAUGUGACUGCUACUUGUGUUGAAUUUAGUAAAUUUAUUAUUGAUAAUAAAGGCAAUUAAUGCACAUAAUUUGAUUUUGGAACUUUUUAUUUUGGUGAAGAGAGGAAAAUCGAAGGAUUUUUAGUAAAUAAUACACCCAAUAAAUUCAAUUUUAAAAGUCUUUUUAGGUUCGGAUUACUCUUUUCAGCUGAUGACAUUACCAGCUUUUAAACUCCUAAUGAAGUUGGAAAAGAAUAGACCGAAAAAAUCAUGAGUGUAAGUCCUUCGGAAGGAGUUAUUGAAAGUUAUUCCAAAAUAAAACUUAUUUUUACUUGCAAAUCUAAUGUUGCACUUAAAAAUUAAUUUUGGGCUUAAUCUUAUAGCUUACAAAAAGAAGAUUUAUUGCCUGAACUAGAGGACUAUUCAUAUUCAGCUUUAUUUUGUUAUGAAGAUAGUAAAGAAUAACCUACUAUUUUACAUAUUACUGGUAGAGGUAUUUGUCCUACAGUUAAAUUGCAAAAAAGCCUUAUCUAAUUUGGAGAUUGUAGCGUAAACGCCUAUCGCGAUUUCAAAUUCGGAAUAGAGAAUAAGAAUAAUAAUAUACCUAUUAAGAUUUGCUUUGAUAAAAUUCCUUAUUUUGAAAUUAGCCCAAAUAAUUAAGUUAUUUAAGCAAAUAGUAAAUAAUUUUUUAAUGCUAGAUUUUUUCCUAAAGCUGUUGGAACUUUUGAAAAAAAUAUGCAAAUUUUCCUUAUUAAUAAAUAAUAUGUUCUUAGUGUUAAAAUGAUUGGAAAAGCCCUUGAUAUUGCUAAAAAAGAAAUACUUAAAAGAGGCAUUGAAAGCCUUCCUGAAGACUUUUAAAUUUUAGAUAAAGCUACGACUUUAGUAGAUUCAGAUAAUGAUGCAAAACAGCCUCCUCCAAUAGAUUUUGCAUAUGAAGUAGGAAUGAUUGAAAAUAGAAUUGACUCUCCAUAAUUAUAGUUACCUGUAGUUGAUGAACCUCUUUAUGUAAAUAAACCUAUUGGUAAUUAUAUACCAUUUAAAAAUGAAGAACUUGAAAAAACUUUUAAUCCUGAUGCAAAUUUAGGUAUAAAGAAAAAAUGGCAUGAAUAGCCUGUGAAUCAUAAAGAAACACGAGAAGUUAAUUAAUUAUUAGAAGGGGAAUCAUUAAAAAAAAUAUUUGCUGGGCCUAUUCAUAUUAAUUUUGGAUAGGUUUACAUAAAAUCGACUAUUAUAAAACAUUUUACAGUAAGAAACGAUUUAAGAAAAGCUAUUUCUGUAAGAUUAAUUGUUGAUAGUGAUGAUUUAGCUGGAACUUAUUAAAAGAUGUAGAUUGUACCUCCUAGCCAGGAUGCUGGGUUUGAAAUAGUACUUAAAAGCUUUAAAUUAGGAUAAUUUAGAAGUAAUGUUAAAUAUAUUAUUAAUGAAAAACAUACAUUUGAAUUGUAAGUUUUAGCAGAAAUUCAAGUUGUUAGAUUAGAAUUAUCAAAAAGUUUCGUAAAAAUGUAAUUUUUUGAUGAUAAUCAUGAAAUGUUUACAAAAGAAACUAUCAAACUUACCAAUAAUGGAAAUGCUCCAGGUAAAUUUGAAUGGUUUCACACUCCUAAUAAAAUAUUUACUGUUGUUCCUGAAAAAGGUGAAGUCCCUGCUUACUCUAAUAUUAAUUUAAAUUAGUAACAUUUAUAGGAAUAAUAAGUUGCUGAUAAAGCUCUUUACAAUCCCACUAACAGAAUCGAAGAAGAAAAGUUAACACUUAGAACUUUUGAUGGAUUGGAUUUUUAGUUGAAGUGUUAGGGAAUCAUUUAAGAAGCUAAAUGUCAAAUUUAAAAAUUUAAUUAGUUGGAUUUAAAAUAAGUAUGUGUAUCAAAAACAGUAUUAAGAACAUUUUUUAUAAAAAAUUAAUCAAAAAUGUAAGCAGUAUUUGCUAUAGACGAAUAAACUACUCCUGAAUGUGUAACAUUAAGCCCUGUUAAAGGUCGAAUAGGUCCAGAUGAAAGUAAGGAAAUAACAGUUACUUUUUUAUGUAAGGAAGAAAAAGAGAUAAAAGGAGAAAUAAGUGUUUUAAUAAGAGGUGGUAAGAUUUUAAAAGCUCCUUUUUAUGCAGAAGUAAUAAUUCCUUAAGUAAUGAUUCAAGAAGAGUAUUUUGAUUUUGGAAAUUUAACGACAUUAGGAAAUUAAGGAAUUCAAAAAAUGCUAUUAGUCAACAGAAGCGAUAUUCCAGCAGAUUUAAUUUUAGAUAUGAGAACAAAUUAAGAAUUAUAAGGUGCAUAAGAAGGAGUCGAAUGCUUAGAAGUUUAAGUUGAUGGAGAAGAUGAAGAAUCAAUAUUAAAUUCGGUACAUGAAGAAGAACACUAAUAAUAAGAAGAUGAUAAAAAAGAUAAUAGUAAAAAUAAAGAAAUAGAUGAGGAAGAAGAAGAAGAUGAUAUUGAAAGGUCAAUAAAUUAAUCUUCAUAUAAUUCUUUAGAUUCUAUUGAAGCUAAAAAUAAUAAAAAUAAAAAUAAAUUAUAUAAAUUAACUAUUUUUCCCUAAAGUAAAAUUAAUUUUUUGUUAAAGUUUUGCCCGAAAUAAAUAUAAAAAUAUGACUUUUAUCUUCCUUUAACUCUUUCUAGAUAUGGUUCUAUAAGCUCUUUAGAAAGAAGAAUUCUGUGUAAAGGUUUGCAUCCUAAAUUUCUGAUAGAUCCUUAAAUUUGUGAAUUUAAAAGGAAAAUAAUUACUACACCAGAUAAAUGUUUUGCUAGCUCUAUGUAAAUAGCUUUAAAUAAUCCAAGUAGAAUGCCUAUGAAAUGGAAAAUAGAUACAAGUAGUUUAAGUAUUGAUAAUGUUUUCAAUAUAAUUCCUAGUAAUGGUAUUGUAGAAGGAAAUUCUUAAGUAGUGAUUGAUGCACUAUUCAAUCCAUAUACUCCAGACAAAUAUUAAAAGAGUGUCCCUUUAUAUAUUCUAGAAGAUGAUGAGAUAUCAGAAGAAGUUCCUUAUGUAGAAAUCUCCCUAAAAGGAGAAGCAGCAUUCCCCAGGCUAGUUUUUGAUAGAAAAGAAAUUAUUUUACCUGCUGUUCCUUUAGAUGUGCAAUCGAAAUGCAUUUUUAGAAUUGUUAAUGACGGUUAUGAAAAUUUAAACCUUAAAUAUAAAAUUAUUUAGGAUAUUUAACCUAUUAAUGUUACUAUUAAUUGGAUUGAAGGAAAAAAUUUGGGAAUUACUAAACAUAGAAUCAAAGUAGAAGCACUAUUUUCUUCUAAAAAACCACUAUCUUUUACUACUAGAGUAGAAUUUAUUGAUGAUUUAGAUCGUAUUUAUUCUAUUAAUAUUUCAGGAACUAGUGAUAAUAGUAUUUUUACGAAUUAUUCUUAUUUUUAAAGAAAUCCAGAAGCUAAAUAGCAGCUUUAAGUUGCUCCAGAAGGAUUUAUCUUCCUUAAAGAUAUCGAAAAUAUAAAUGAAGAGUCUUUUAAUCAUGAAAUUAAUAGAAGGAACAUGGGUGUACCUUCAGUAGCUUCUAAUAAAAGUUUUGGAUUUUAAUCAAUUGCAAUGGGUUUGCUUGAUAAAACAAUUGAUCAUAUAAAAAGAUGGCUUAAUUAUUAAGUUUUAUAACAACCAAUUGUUCAUUUUCCUUAAAGUGUAAUUUAAAGUCACGGGAGUCAGAUAUUUGAAUUAAUGACCUUUUUAACAGGAAAACAAAACUUUCCAUUUAAAUAUUAAAGUGAUUAAAUGAUAAAAAGAGUCGAAAGAAUAAAAAAGGUUAUGCAUUAAUAUGAAUGUUUGAUUUAAUAACUUAAAAUUGAAGGGGCUAUGUUAAAUCACAUUCGUCCAGAAUUUCUUUUAGUUUAUACUGACUAUUUAAUUUAUGUAAAAAUGCUUCCUUAAUAAUAAACAUAAUUAAUUAGCCAAAAUGCUUUAAGGAUGUCUAAUUAAAAGUUCACUUAUUUAUAAAUUGAUAGCUGGAUAACUUUAUUCUACUAAAUACUUAAAAUCUAUUUUUUGGGAAGAUUAGUUCCUAAAACCUUCAAAUAACUUCCUGGAAUUCCAACAGAAAAACUUAACUUACCCCCUUGUAUUGAUAAAAGUAAUGUUUUUUCUUAAGCUGAAUAAUUAGUUUUAUAUUGGAUUGAAAUCCAUACUGAAAUUGCUAAUCCUUUAAUUCGUAAAAAAUUAUGUAAUAUUGAAUAAGAUUUAUAAGAUUGCGUUUUCUUUUAGUAUUUAAUAUAAAGUCAUGUGGGAAAAAGUACAAGCAAAAUGUUUUAAAAUAUAAAGAGAGAUUGCUAAAAUCAAUAGGAUUAAGAAUAAAAUGCAGAAAAAAUACUUGAAGUAGCUAAAAAUACAGGUAUUAAUACUUAUUUUGAAGUUUAAGAUUUCACAAAAGGAUAAAUGAGAGAGUUAAUACUUUUCAAUUUAUAAAUGAUAUAUAUUUUACCUAACUAUAUUCCAAAAGAAAAUCCUAUAAUAUUCUCAUGCAUCCUAGGAGAAGAAAUAGUAAGGACUAUAACUCUUAGUAAUCCUACUUAAAGGACUAUUUGGUAUUAAGUAAGAUUAGUAGGUCAUAGUGAUUUUUAAUUAAAUUCAGAAGAUAUUUUUAUGAUUGAACCGAAAAAAGAAUACUCUUUUAGAGUUAAAUUCGUAUCCAGAGUUAGUGAUAUGGUUACUGCUCGAAUUUUCUUUACAAACAGAAAAGAAAGCAAUGUUUAAACAGCUGCUAUUGUUUUUGAUUUAUAAUCUUAAAUAAAAGGAAGAAUUUCUGAAAAGAUAAUUCAUAUCAAUUCAAAUUUAUAUGAAUGUAAUGACAGACAUUAAAUUUAAGUCACAAAUAAAAGCAUUACUUAAGAUGGCGAAUAUGAAGUCCAAAUUAUUCAUAUAAAACCCGAAAUACAACAUGAAAAUAACUCAAAGACAAAGAGAAAUCCAUAAUUCAAAAACUCUAAUAAAAUAUAAACACAUGAUGAAGAAAUUUUCCCUUCAUUUUUCUGUAGAUAAUAUAAUACUUAAAAAUUAAGAAUAAAAAAAAACAGUAGCGCAAAUAUUAAUAUACUUUUCAUUCCAUUAAUCAUGUAAACUUAGCGUUGUUAUUUGAUUUUCAAAGACCCUAAUAUAGGAGAGUUUUAAUAUGAAAUUAUAGGAACUGUAGAUUCACCUUUAAUGUAUCCAGAAAUAAUUAAGCUUCCUUUAAAUUCUUAGCCUAUAUAUAUUGAAACAACUACAAAUAUCGAAAUAUAAUUAAAUGUUUAAAAUGAAGCUUAAAAGAGGGCAAGAAAGCAAAUUGAAUAAUUAAUGCUAGAAAAAAAUAAAGAGAAAUAUUAAAAAGGAGAUAAAUAUGCUCUUAAAAAUAUUGAUAAAAUUAACUUUCCAGGUACUAAUUUAGAAUAAUAAGGACAGUUUUAAGUAGAAAUUUAACCAGCUGUAUCUUUUAUUACUAUACCUUAAAGUUUUACAAUUCCGAAUAUUAUUUUAAACCAAGUAGCUUUAAUCUAAACAAAUACUAGCAGUAAUAAUAAUAAUAAUACUAGAGGAAGUAUAGUAAAAGAAUCUUAAAACUUGGAAAAUACAGUAAUUGAUAAUAAUAAUAUAUUUGGAUUAGUGAGAUUCCCUUUGUCAUUUUAUUUCAAAAAUCCAGUUAAAGAUUAUAAAUUAGAGUUGACAUUGCAUAAUAAAGCAAAAACAGAUAUCAGAAAAUAUAGACUAGAAGUAACUUCUAAUCCUAAACCAAUAAAAGCAAUACUUGAAUUCAAAAUACCUGCCAGAUAAACUUCAACAUAAGAAAUUCCAAUUAUAAAUGACUCAGAAAAAGAUUGGACUAUAAAAGUUUUGUUUUUCAGAGAACCUAGAUUCAUAAAUAAUCAUUUAUUUUAAGCCUCGGCCAAUUUUAGUAAAGAGUUUGUCGUAAAAAAAAAAUCUCAAACAAAUUUCCUUUUAUAUUUCAAACCUAAAUGGAUUUGUGAGGCUGAAUGUAAACUUCAACUAUAAAACAUAAUCACAAAUGAUCUUUAUGAAUACACCCUAAAAGGAAAAGGAUUAGAACCUUUAGCUGAAAACCAUAUAGUCCUAAAAUGCAUUUCAAGGCAAUCAUAAAUACAUGAAAUUUAAGUUCAAAAUCCCUACACAGAUAAAGAUGUCACUUAUUAAGUUGAAACAGAUUUAAUAAAUGCUUAAGGACCCCCUUCUUUGAAAAUAAAAGCAGGAGCCAAAGCUUCUUAUAACAUUUCAGUCACUCCAGUUCUAAGUGGUUAAUAUACAGGCUCUAUAACUUUUCAAGAAUAAGAAGGUAUUUAUUAAUGGUUUACAGUUACCCUUAACACUGUAGGUCCUGCAGCUGAAAAAGUUAUUGACAUAUAAACCAGCAUAAGAUAAAGUUGUGCAACUGAUAUAGAAAUAUUAAAUCCACUUCCUCAUAGUGUAGUUUUCGAUGUUAUAAUUAAUGGAGUUGGGCUUGUUGGAAAUUAAGUGUUUUAAAUUGAAUCUAACUAAGCUAAAAUUUAUACACUUUUAUAUAGUCCUUUAUAAGCUGGAAAAAACAAAGGCUCAAUAGCAUUUAUUAAUUCGAUUUUAGGAGAAAAAUGGUUUGAUUUAAAUUUAUAAUGUGAUGAAUUCUAAUAAGUUAAAGUCCCUAUUCUUAAAACUGAGUUAGGAAAAAAUUCUUAAUAUGUUAUUAAAUUAGAAAAUCCUAUUGAUAAAAAAGUCAAAGUAAUUACUAAAUGCUCUAACAGUUAGAACUUUGAAGUUUUCCCUCAGGAUAUUGUACUUAAGCCACUCCAAUAAACUGAUAUUUAUAUUAAGUAUAGUCCUUCUACUUUAGAUAUAAUAGAAUAGGCUGAAAUAACUUUCUUAACUUCAGAAAUAGGAAAAUGGAGUUAUUAUUUUUCAGGUACAGGAAUUCCUCCAAAUAAAUAUGAGACAAGAUAAAUACAUGUUAAUAUAAAUAAAGACUAUUCAUCGUCAAUAUAAUUUAAGAAUCCAUUAAAAGAAUCAAUAUAAAUAUAAAUAUAUAUGAGAGCAUAAGCAGAAAGUAAGAAGGUAUUUAAAAUGUUAUUAAAAGGUAAGAAGGUAAAGGAAGAAAAAAUUCAAACAUAAAUAGAAGCCUUAUAGGCCUUAAAUAUUCCUUUCUCAUUUAUUCCUAAUGAAAUAGCAAAGUAUUAUUGUGAAAUAGUAGUAGCAAUGAAUGAAAAAAUAGAAUGGAUUUAUCCAAUAGAAGGAAUAACUUAGUUAAAUUAAUAAACAAUUAUACAAUCUUUUAAAUGUAAAUGCCGAGAAAGCUUAGAUGAAGAAUUUUCACUUAAAUUAGAUGGAAUUAAUGAUAAUUUAAAUUAAAAUGAUAUUUUUUCCUUUGAAUUAAAAGGUAUAGAAGAACAUUUAAAAACAAUAAUUGAGAAAUCUAUUAAUAUUAAAAUUAGUAAAAAUUAAAUUGCCAAUGCAAACGACAAAUUAGAGUUCUAAUUAAAAUUCACUCCUUUGAAACCUUUCUAAACAACUAUCGAAUUUCAUGUAUUGAGAAAAACAGGUGGUAAAUGGAGAUAUUUUAUGAGCUUCGAAGCUACAGAACCAGAAUUCGAUGAUACAAUAAUAAUUUCCUCAUCUUUGAAUAAAACAUAAUCAGUUUCUUUCAAGCUUACAAAUAAAUCUAAGUAGUUUGCCUCCUUUACAGCUAGUUUUACUUCAGAAUCUGACACUGAAUUUACUGUAUUUCCUAAAAGUGGAAAUUUAGAAUCCUAUGGAAGAGAUGGAACUAACUUUAUCGUUUCGUUUACCCCUAUUCAAUAUGGAGGAACUCGUACUGCUAAACUUAUAAUUUAAACGGAAGAAAUGUAUUGGUCAUAUCUUGUAAAAGGAAAAUUACCAAAAUAUGAUCCUCCUUAACCCGAAUAAAGUUUAAUUAAUGAUAAAUUAGAAGCUCAUUUAGAUCUUAGAUCUUAAGGAUAAUCUAAUAAAAAUUAUAUGCAAAAUAAUAUUAAAAAAGCUAAGAAAAAUAAUUAAAGCAAAAAAUCAUUUACUAACUAUGACUCUAAUAAUUCUACUAGAGCUUAAAUUGUUAAUAAUUCCUAAAGUAUUAGUUAUAUUGGAGGUGGAGCUGAAAAACAGGAAAAUGUGAAAAAUAUGAAAAAUAAUGAUUGA
Ichthyophthirius multifiliis is the source of this 8838-nucleotide messenger RNA. RefSeq lists its product as hypothetical. Gene Ontology annotation, molecular function: protein binding. The transcript has 7 exons. The record is from RefSeq and is a predicted model, not a curated record. Lineage: Eukaryota; Ciliophora; Oligohymenophorea; Hymenostomatida.